Molecule: messenger RNA, 1051 nt
Organism: Darwinula stevensoni
Lineage: Eukaryota; Metazoa; Arthropoda; Ostracoda; Podocopida; Darwinulidae
Source: the annotation of a GenBank genome assembly
AUGAUGAUAUCGAUGAUCGAAUUGUUGUGUGUCGUGGUCCUGCUGAGCCAACCGUUAACCCCAGCGGCGACCAUGAUGGUCGGCGGCUACACCGAGACGACGCUGGAACCGGAGAAGCAGGCGAGCCUCAUCGGCCUGAUCGAACCGGCGGUGAACAAAGAGCUCGGGGACGAGCCCAACAUGUUCAUGGUCGUCGAGGUCAUCCAGGCGUGGUCGCAGGUCGUGGCCGGGGUCAACUACAAGCUCAAGGUCAAGAUGGGGGAGACGGACUGCCCGAAGAGCGCGGCCGGGUCGGUCGGGGACUACAAUGUGAAGUCGGGUGGGAGGACGAGGAUCUGCGAGGUCGUCGUCUACGAAAGACCGUGGCAGAAUUUCAGCCAAGUCACCAGCGUUCAGUGCUCCUGAAGCCGUCAUGUAAUUCCUUUCCAAUCUAUACGUAAAGACAAGAUUUUAUCACCCCGCAGUCGUUAAAUGACUCUUCACGUUGGGGGCCCAUUCUGGGCCUAAUUCACACAUUCGCCAUAUUUCCCUCUUGCUUCAUCCCUCGUUCAGAGUCAGUUACAUUGCCGUUGUAUCGCUUCGUUUUCGUGCAAGUAAAAUUUUUCAUCUGAACUGAACGAAACAUCUAGAAUACCAGCCCAUUUACAGAUCUGCCGUUUCACAGGCCGCUAUACCUCUGGUGCAGGACCGGCCAUGUGCCACAAGUCUCUCCGCUAGGGCGCAAAUUCACCAGGGACGACUAAGACGUGACUGAAUGAAUGAAGCAAUGGGGGUCAUUCCAUCUCGAAUCAGCCAAAGGCCAGAGCAUGACCCCCUCCGGUAUUGACGAAAAAUGUUUAUGCGGUACCCCUCAUGGCCCAAAAUGAGAAUGCAAAUUUUGGCUUCGGGUAUGGAGCCGUUUUGGCACAAUAAUUUGCUAAAUUUUGUGAAAUUAGAAAAAGGAGCACCUCUUCCUGCUCUUGUGGGCCGAAAACUUUUUGACCUAAGCGAACGCACCAAACACCAUUGUUCUUUAAAAAAAAAAAAAAUUUGACUUUCGAAGCUAUUUCAU